This is a messenger RNA of Bactrocera tryoni, 1161 nucleotides long. RefSeq names its product putative nuclease HARBI1. The transcript has 3 exons. Bases 226 to 1119 code for a protein of 297 amino acids. The record is from RefSeq and is a predicted model, not a curated record. NCBI's taxonomy places the organism in Eukaryota, Metazoa, Arthropoda, Insecta, Diptera, Tephritidae.
UGGAUAUAAGUUUUGAUUUAUAUUACAAUGACGAAAAUGCUGGGGGCAAAAUUGAUGUGCUACGUAUACGAAAAAGCCUUCGUGAUCACUCAAAUCCAUUGGAGCUUCCAAAUGCAAAGUAAGCCAUAGUUUUUCACAAUUGAAUUGCUUUUUAAUAAUGUUUGUUGCAGAUUCAUAAGUUAUUUUCGAUUAAAUAAAGAAGCAUUUUAUUUUUUACUGAAUGAGAUGAAGGAACAUUUCCACAAACGUGUGCGAGGAACGGCCAUACUUCCUAUAUUAAAAUUAUGCGCAACUCUGCGUUUCCUUGCUGACGGUGGUUAUCAAAAAUGCAGUGGAAAUGAUUUUAACAUUGGGUUGGCGCAACCUACGAUAUCUUUAGUAAUUAAAGAGGUUCUAAAUAUAAUUGAACAACGUAUUUGUGCCCAAUGGAUUAAAAUUCAAAUGACUGAGGAGGAGCAAAACGUUUCAAAAGUUUCAUUUUAUUCAAAAAGUGCUUUCCCGGGAGUAGUUGGUUGCAUCGACGGCAUGAGUCGCAUAAUUUCACCAAGAAAAGAAGUGCAACAUCUUUAUCUUAACAGAAAGGGCUACUACAGUUUAAACGUGAUGAUUCUUUGUGAUUAUAAAAUGUCUAUUCGGUAUGUGGAUGCUAGGCAUGCAGGCGCAAAUCAUGACUCUUUUGUUUUCAGUGUUAGCGAUUUGAAAGUGCAUUUACAGAACAACAUACAGAAUAACACUUGGAUCUUGGGCGACGCUGGCUAUCCUCUGCACAAAUUUUUAAUGACUCCUUAUCGCUUGGCGGAAGCUUCUUCACCCCAAGCACGCUACAAUACAGUACACUCAAAGGCCCGGAAUAUUGUAGAGCGGACAAUUGGUGUACUCAAGAGUAGAUUUCGAUGUAUUUUAUCUGUACGAGGUUUACAUUACACUCCCGAAAAGGCUACGCAAAUUGUGAAUGCUUGUUGCGCAUUGUACAAUAUUUGCCAACACUUUCAAGUGGAAUCUCCGGAAGAAAUACCAUCUACUUCACAUAUUACAAUGACCAAUGAUAUUUUGGACAUAGAAAGAGAAGAAGAGGAUACGGCUCGAAUAAUUCGCAUUAAUAUUAUGACUUCCCUCUAAACAAUUAAAAUAUUAAAUUUCAUUUAUUAUUUCUAAUGUGCU